Messenger RNA from Diospyros lotus (date-plum), 2154 nucleotides. RefSeq names its product transcriptional corepressor LEUNIG_HOMOLOG-like. The transcript has 14 exons. Gene Ontology annotation, molecular function: transcription corepressor activity; protein binding. Bases 109 to 2100 code for a protein of 663 amino acids. Lineage: Eukaryota; Viridiplantae; Streptophyta; Magnoliopsida; Ericales; Ebenaceae. The record is from RefSeq and is a predicted model, not a curated record.
CUUCUUGUUGUUUGUUCAACUUCGACUUUUCAUUUCAUUUCAACAGUUGGGGUGAUCGAUGAUGGACCCGAAAGUUUUCUGCUCGAAUGGUGGACUGUGUUUUGGGCGAUGUACAGUUCUCUGUUUGGAGGAAACCCUCGGCCUGUCGGAGGAUCCUCUGAUCAGGCAGGCAGAAUGUCAGGGAACGAGCAACAACAAAGUGAUGCUCUGGCAGUGCCAAACCCUGGCACAAAUCAGACGAGGACCGGGCAUCUUCAUGCUGACAGAAUGGCGGCCCAAUGCUCGGCGACGGCUUCAAGAAUGUUAACGGGCGAUUCUAGUAGGCUUCAUCACGGAGGCUUUAACUCUAACCAAAUUCCGCCGCCUGAUGAUAAAGCUACCCUGGCAAUGCUGCCUCCAAGCCAUUCUCAUUCUUUGGGAAUGCAAUUUUCAAGCCAAGCCUCUGCUGUAGGAUUGACAUCUUCAACCGGUGCUCAUACUGGCUCCUCCCAGCAGCAAAUUCCUGAUAAUGCUCCCAGGUGGACUGCAAGAGAUACGCACUGUGGUGUUAGUUUGGGGGAAACUGGCUUUUGGGGUUCAACACUCUAUGGUUCACAAAGCAUGUUUCCGGGAGCAAGACUUAUUGGGGCUGGGACUGGAAAUGGGGCCAAUUCAAUGCUUCUGGAAGGAUGGCCCUUGACAGGGGUGUCGCAAAUUCCUCCUUCGGUGAUGUUGCCAGCACUAAAUUCCAUCUUACCAAUGCCAAAUCAGCAGCAACCAGUUCAGACAUCAAUGGCUCAUCACGAGCAAGUGCUUUUAGCUGAAGAGAUGGCAAAAACACCAGGGAACCAAAUUUCUUAUUUUGAGCGGAGCACUGAUACAUUUGGGAAUGUGAUGCUUCCUAUGGGUGACUUAAGGAAGACAGAUGCUCAGACGUUGAUUCCUGCGACACAAACAAGUGCACAACAAGGGAUGACCAUACAACAACAAAUUUCAAUCCCUCUAACACAAACAGAAGUGCAGAUGAUAAUGAUUCCUGUUGGACAAAGUGCAGGGCAACAACAAAAUAAUCAACUGACACAACAGCAUUCACCUGAGGACGCUAGGAAUGCAAAGGACGACUCAGAUGACAGCUACUUACAGUAUUUGUCCAUUGACGAAGACAUUGCUAUUGCUAUGAACACUCCUUUCAGCACAUUGCCAGGAAGCUCUACCGCUGGCAACAUGAACGAACAGGAUGGGUUCUCUUUACAAGAGAUUGGUCGUCUCCUGUCAAAAAAAGGUGCCAUUGUUUGUUGUGAUUUUUCAUCUGAUGGAGAGCUCUUAGCAACUGUUGGUCAUGGAGAAAAGGUCUAUAUCUGGAGUGUGAAAGAAUUUGAUUGCAUUAAGCAUGGAGAAGGACAUUUUGGUCUAAUCACUGACAUUCGGUUUAGACCAAGUUCAAGUUUUUUUGCCACAUCUUCUUUCGACAGGACAGUGCAAAUAUGGGACGCAGAUAGACCAAGAAGACCUGUUUUUCCGCUUGUUGGGCAUACUGGAAAAGUGACAUCAAUUGAUUUUCACCCGGUAAAUUCAGAUAUUCUUUGUUCCUGUGACAAUACUGAUCAGAUUCGCAUAUGGCACGUCAACAGUACUUCUUGCGCACAUGUCUUUAAGGGAGGAAGUAGACAAGUUAGAUUCCAGCCUCAAAGUGGAGACCUUUUGGCUGCUGCAUCAGAAAAUGCUAUCAAAUUGUUCGAUGUUCAGACUAACACCCUUCUGUGCUGCUUGGAGGGACAUCUCAACGAAGUUAAUUCAAUUUGCUGGGAUACAAGUGGGAAGUACAUGGCAUCCGUCAGCGAAGACAGUGCACGGAUAUGGUCAGUUGCAUCAUAUGGAAAACCCAUACAUGUAUUGGAUUGUCGGGGAAACAGGUUUGGAGCAGGCAUAUUUCAUCCUGGUUAUUCUCAGCUCUUGGUUGUUGGGUCUUACCAGGCGCUUCAACUGUGGAAUCCAACUUUGAGCAACCAGACUUUAGCUAUCCCUGCCCAUGAGGAUGUAAUAUCUACACUGGCUGACUGCCCUCUGGCUGGAGUGUUUGCCUCAGCUGGGAAAGAUGAAUUUGUAAGAAUAUGGAGAUGAGUCCAAUUGCUUAGUUAGAUACAAGAAUUAAGCCAUAGAUGGUGCUUUGAAAUU